Messenger RNA from Naegleria fowleri, 753 nucleotides. RefSeq lists its product as uncharacterized. Bases 1 to 753 code for a protein of 250 amino acids. The record is from RefSeq and is a predicted model, not a curated record. The transcript has a single exon. NCBI's taxonomy places the organism in Eukaryota, Heterolobosea, Eutetramitea, Acrasida, Naegleriidae.
AUGUCUUCAAAAGUUCUCAUCCUGGCAGCAAAUGGAUAUAUUGGACUAGGUGUAGCACAGGCUUUCAGUCGAAACGGAUUCAAGAUUUAUGGUUCGGUUCGUUCUGACAAACAUGUCACAAUAUUGCAACAAAACGAAAUCAUCCCAAUUAUUGCACAAAACUUUUCCGAUCUCGUUCAACAUCAUCAUCAAUUAUUGUUGGGUGUGAGUGUGUUGGUCGAUGCGAUUGGUUUAACUGAUCAAACUCAACAAAUUUACGAGCAAGUGUUGGAAAUUGCCAAGGAAAGACAGAGUAAGCAAUAUCCCAAGUUGUUGAAAACUUUCACCUCAGGAAUCAUGACUCUUGGAAAUGCAAGUCAAACAAGCGUCGAUGAAAGUACUCGACCACAACCCACUCAUGAAUGGACUGAACAAAGAAGAUUGUUUGAAUGGAGACUUCUCAAUGAAGAGCAAAAAUCUUUGGACACGACUGUGAUUCGACCUGGAUUUGUGUGUGGUAAGAAUGGAGGAACAAUUUUGAAGGAUUAUUUCACUUCACACAAAAAUCGAAAUGACGGAAAGUUGGUGUUAAUUGGAAGUCCUGAAAAAAGAUGGUCCUGGGUUCAUGUCGAUGAUUUAGGAGAAGGAUAUGUAAGAGCAGAAGCGCAAAGAUCAAGCAUCACACGUGAGUUAUUCAACUUUGCAGCCCCAAAUGACAAUUCAACAUACAAAGAAGUGGAUGAAAAUGGCGAUAAUUGCUGGCUGGAAUGGUGA